Molecule: messenger RNA, 3062 nt
Organism: Durusdinium trenchii
Lineage: Eukaryota; Dinophyceae; Suessiales; Symbiodiniaceae
Source: the annotation of a GenBank genome assembly
UGGGACCCUGACUAUAGAUUGCACACUUGCCCUGCAGAAAAUGAAAGGACCAGACUAUGUCAGACUUGGUUUAAGCCUAACUUUGGCUUAAACUAUGAGGAACUGACAGGAACUGUUGUCUUCGAGCCUUUGCAAACCUGAGUUCGGUGUGACUUUUUGUUGCCGAGCGCAACACGCUGUGUUGGCUCCUGCGCCCAGUUGGCUCGAGCUCUCCGAACCAUGGUGCUUCGGGUGGUGGGAAAGCGCGCUGCGGGCGCCAGCCAGGUGGUGAAAAACAACCAGGCCAAAGCGCCUACAACUCCUCGACAAAGUGCCAGGAGUGAGGCCACCUCAGAUGGAGACUGUGAAUUCCAGAGCAGAAAAUCCGAAAGGCACCGAACGUUUGGUUGGGUUGAAAUCGAACCUGGGUUGGAAGUGGAGGCACUGGAGCCCACGGACGUUCUUAAAGAACAUGGUGUUCCAGAACGCGUCAUGCUAUCGUAUUUGAAAGGGGAGAUUGAAGGUGAAGCCGCGGUCAAGAACCUGCCAGCCGCGAUUCUGCUGAUUGUUUGGUUCUUGCUGAUGAACUUGUCUCAUGAGCUUCCGGAGACGAUUCAGAGCAUCGAAAAGGCCAUUGAUUUUGAUAUCGCAGAGAAUGCAAACUUCGCAUUUUCUAGCCCGCUGUAUAUGGGGCACAAGAACUAUGAAGAUGUGAACACCUUCGCAGAUUGGUACUCCUGGAUGAGGGUAGGCUUUUCCGCCAUCUACUUUCCAAUGGAUGCGUCUGUUUCAGAGGGAGCCGAAUACAGUCUUGGACAGCUCACUUUUGACGAAGCGAGUACGUAUUUGCAGCAUAAUCGGAAGAUUGGCGACGUGAUUCUGACGCAGCAGAGGCUCUUCGACUCCGAUUGCAGCAAUCCUCUAGUUAGCAAUGCCUUGAGCUUGAACUGCCGAAGCUUCAUCGGCUUGGACCUACGGCUGAAGCCCACCGAGUUGGACGUGAGCCAAUCGGGCAAGGAGUUUGAUGAGAAUGCAGAUCCCAGCAAGACAACGACCUUGAAGUAUUUGAUGGAAUUUCCACAAGUGAAUGUGAGUCAGCAGCUCGAGCAGCUCGAACAGACGCGUUGGCUCGACAACAGCACCUACCGCGUGAAGGUGUCGUUCAUGACGUACAACCAGAUCUAUGAUGUUCUGACGACGACCCACAUCCACUUCAUGUUUGCGAUUUCAGGGCACAUUUUCAAACAGAUUACUCACCGGUCCAUGAAAUUGGCGGCUCAUUCCAGUUGGGAGAGUUGGGUCUUCGAGGUCCUCUUCUUUGGACACAUCACGGUCCUCUUCGUGUGCGAAGCCUUUGAAGCAAUUUGCACCUUGCGAGAACAUCGUUACAAUGUUCUUCGCGCAUGGAAAGAGUAUUGGAAUUUCUGGAAUGUGGUGGAUUGGGUCUCCAUUUGCUUGGCCUAUGCGAUUUUGAUCACCUGGAUCAUCCAGUGCGUGGAGCAGGAUGCCAUCUUGGCGAAGCUGGAGGAUUACUUGGGUCUUCAUUCUCUCUGCCGAAGCUCAGCUGGCUAUGGCAGCACUGCAUGUGAUCAAGCCCAAAGCUAUGAUAUUGCGCUCUUCACGCAAGUGGAAGAACUUGGAUAUCAGAUCAGGAGCAAUCGAUGGAUCUCGGGAUUCUAUCCCGUUUGCAUCAUGAUGCGACUGUUCAAAGCCUUUGCUGCACAACCGCGCUUGGCCAUCGUGACCAAGACCUUAGCCUUGGCGGCGAACGACUUGACGCACUUUGGGAUUGUGUUCUUGUCCAUUUUCUUCACUUAUGUUGCCAUGGGAAUGGCCUUCUUUGGAAGAGAAGUGGAGUCUUUUGCAUCCUUCGACCGUGCCUGCCUCGCACUUCUGGAAGCUUUGAUGGGUGAGUUUAGCGUGGAAGAAAUGGAGCUGAGCGGUCGCCCAGUUGCCUUCUUCUUUUUUGGUACCUACAUGAUGGCAGCAGUCCUUCUCUUGCUCAACAUGCUCAUUGCCAUCCUCAUGGACGUCUAUGGGCAGGUUGCAGCAGGGUCUCGGACGAGCGAGUCGCUGUGGCAUGAAUGCUGGGAUAUCAUGCGGCGUGGCGCACGCAAGUGGACCGGAGAGCACACUCCACUCUCCCAGGUGGUGAAGAAGUAUAUGGAAAUUCACGGCAAGGAGUGCCUGGAAAGUGAUAAAGUGAUUUACGUCGAUGACGUCAUGGCCGCUGUACCAGGUCUGAACCGAAAGCAAGCAGAAGAGGAAAUGACCUCGGCCCUCGAAGAGUAUGCCCUGGAGAACUCUCCGGACAUUCAAAUUUCCGAGGUGAUUUCUACCAUGGGCAAGUACUUCGGCGGUCAAGUUGCUCCAGCAGUUUCACCAGAGGAGCUUGAGGACAUUUCAAGGCAAAUGGCCGGCUGUCCGCCUACCCGCGGCGCUCUGGCCAGCUCUGAUGUCUCUGACAACUCGGUACAACAAGCAGCCGAGGGGCUGGUCGGGGCAGGGAUUUCUGUGGAAGUCCUUCUGAAAGCUGCUGGGAUCAUUCUUGACAGACACGAGCCAGAAUGGAGUGAGACCAGUCGAGCACAAGUCACGGCUUUGCGGCACGUGAUCUCCUCUGCCGAAUUACUGUGCCGCGAAGACAAGACGAUCAUGAUGUGUCAACUUUGAUCGCGGCGAGACGCGAUCGUUUGCUGAGCCUUUUUUUCUCCAACAGCCACAAGGUUUUGCGCGUCGAGAAACUGCUGUCAUCUGUGAUGUCCAGCACUCUCUCUCUCUAGUUGUCUGACCCGAAGGGUAACGGACCAAUAGUGAGGAGCACAAUUGUGCAGCACCACGCUUUUUGCGGCAGUGGAAUUUCCGGGCUUUGCAACUUGAUUCAAUGAUUUUCCGUUGGAAAACAUGCAACGAUGCUUGGUUUCUAGCGAUUUUUAGCGUACAGCUUUCUCCUUGUGGCGCCUUUGGAUUUCGCUCAUGCUAGCAGUUGCAAAGCGCCCGAGGGCUCCUGUUUUACCCGCUCCAAACACUGGUUGCGGUCCUGCAAGUAGAUACCAUUGGAGUGAUAAUUUUGCAAGCAGAAA